ACCGCUGGAGUUUGAGAGCUUCUGGGGAAUGUCAAUUCCUGAUCUCCUGGCUCCGUAGUCCACACCACAGAAUUUUACGCUCCAUACGCCUCGUCGUUUCGGUGUGUAAAGAUGGAGGGUGUAAAAAGCAUCGAGGAUUUCGAGACACGACUUCUGGAGUUAGAAAAACGUGUGUAUGGAGAAAGGGGAAGCCGGAACAAACAAGUGAAGUGUGCCGAUUCUCUUGUGAAGAUCCAAACCGCCCUGGCAAGCACUGCCAACAAGAGAGAACGUGUAAAAAUCCUACACAAAAAGAUUGAAGACCUGAUGAAGUAUCUAGACCCUAAAUUCACUGAGCACAUCACUGUUCCUGACAGCAUGAAACUGGAGUUUAUUUUAGCUGAGGAUGAAUUCCUGCUGUCUCAGGCUGCACUGCUGGAACAAGUUAGCAGUCUUCUGCCCGUCCUUGACAGCAGCUACAUCAGAGCUGUUCCAGAGCAUUCAACAAAACUGCAGAGCCUCUCACAAGUCCUUGUCACACAGCAGGACAAAAGUGAGGAGUUGUCAGCCGACGUCCGGAAACAAUUCGAAAAUUACAACAAGAUGAUGUUAUUGCUGUCCAAGCAAUUUUCCCAGUGGGAUGAGACACUGCGACAGCUGGAGGAAGCCAAGCAAGUCAAACCAGUGGACUAGUGCUGUCACUGUGUGGCCUACAAUAUGACCUUCUUUAGACAGCCCCUCUCACACCAUAUGGGAGUGCAUGUUACCUCUCCCACUUGGAAAAAAUAUUUCUUCAAUCUGUUUAUGAAAAUAAAUCAGCUGGGGCAGUAAAAUGGUCAUAUCAGUUCAGUGUUGGUCCCUGUUCACAGCUACGUCGUCUCAAUUCUGUUCUCAGCAUGAGGACUCUCACCUUAUUGUAACCAAUUGAAUCAAUGUUUGGGCAUACAAUGAUUGUUUUCCCCCAGUGAAUAUGUGUAUAUAAGAGAGGUAAAUGUUUUUUCAGAAACUGAAAAGGUCCACAAUAAAGUUAUUAAAAAUGUCUUUGUUUAAUAUUGAAUAAAAGUCUAUUAAUUUA
This is a messenger RNA of Conger conger (European conger), 1054 nucleotides long. RefSeq names its product dynactin subunit 3-like. Gene Ontology annotation, cellular component: dynactin complex. Lineage: Eukaryota; Metazoa; Chordata; Actinopteri; Anguilliformes; Congridae. The record is from RefSeq and is a predicted model, not a curated record. Gene Ontology annotation, biological process: cytoskeleton-dependent cytokinesis. The transcript has 7 exons. Bases 112 to 672 code for a protein of 186 amino acids.